This is a messenger RNA of Sitophilus oryzae (rice weevil), 16939 nucleotides long. Its product is annotated as protein Gawky-like. The record is from RefSeq and is a predicted model, not a curated record. Gene Ontology annotation, biological process: positive regulation of nuclear-transcribed mRNA poly(A) tail shortening; miRNA-mediated gene silencing by inhibition of translation. Gene Ontology annotation, molecular function: protein binding; RNA binding. Gene Ontology annotation, cellular component: nucleoplasm; P-body. The transcript is spliced from 20 exons. Lineage: Eukaryota; Metazoa; Arthropoda; Insecta; Coleoptera; Curculionidae.
GUCCGACACCGAACACUUGGAACUGCGGCGUGUCGUCGAAGUGACGAGAGAAGCGCUGCCAACAUUGCCACGUAAUUGCGGAUCGAUAAACAAAUCUCUGCGGUGGCCGCAAAUCCAAGUAUUUUAACGCCAAAUCGUUUAAUAAAAUUGUGAUAUUUAGUAUUCUCAUUAGUUCAGUGUGAUAAAAUACACCGACUCCGUGUGGAUUAGUUUAAACUGCGACCGCGGCAGGUAAAUAAAGUGCGCAUUAGAUAAUGACUUGUGUGUUGUUCGCGAGCCAAGUUUCGACGGCCCCCUCCCGCCCUGGAACAAGUUCUACUCGUUGAUUCCGUAGCGUCCAUAUUUGUGUAUCUCUGGCUGGCCAGACUGAUAUGGAGCACUAGCGACGAUGCGCGUCCCCACCCCCUCCGAGCCGAAGCGUAACACAUUUCCUACCUACCAAGUGCCUCAAGAGUCAGCCAUGAGGGGCCGCGCACCCCGCCCAGUACAACCGCAGCAGCAGCAAGAAGAAGAAGCAGUAGUAGUCGCUGGGGUGAGGCGGGGGGGUCGAGCCGACCCCCCGCCACCAGCCCCGGACGCCCUAGCCGCCGCCCUCGGCAGCCACGGCGUCGCCCCGUCUGUGAUAAUCGGCUCUAGUUGCGGCCCCCUCCUCGGCCCCAACUCUAACGCUAAGCUUCAAUCUGUGACCGAAAAUUAUUGUCUUCUGAACUCUAUCACCGUACCAAAAAUACAACGUAAUGACCGUGGGCGCGAUGGUGGCGCCACGGUCGCCAACAAUAAUAAUAAUAAUAUUGAUACUAAUGUAGAUAGCGAUAAGUUAUUAGGCGAUAGUAGUAAGUUUGGUGCUUUGCCCCUCAACGGACGAGACAUUCCCAACCAAAAGUCUGAAGACCUCCAAGUACUCGACGACAAAGACGACGACGACCUCAAUGCACUCAUCACGCCGAAUGGAACUGCGAAAAUCUGCGAUAACAACGACAAGGACGGAGGCUCUGCUAGAAACCAAGCCCCGUGUUAUAAAAUGCAAAAGUUGCGCACACCUGUGUAUUUCGUUCCCUUGAGAUUAAGAGGUGGCGGUGAGAGCGCUCUCAGCACCGGAACCUCAGGCUGGGGAACGCCACCAUCUCAACAAGCCAGUAAUAAUAAUAAUAAGUCAAAUUAACAACAAUGCCAACGGCCAACAACCCCCACGACGCAAUCGAACAACUCGGUGUGGCCGCAGGCCGGGUCAAAACCGGCCGUGGCCGGCACUAAUGGGCCGCCAACUUCCGGCGGCCCCGGCCUCAACAACAACACCCCGAACAAUACCACGCCGAACAACGCCACCAACACCACCAAACAACAGCUCGAGCAACUGAACAAUAUGCGCGAGGCCAUAUUCAGCCAGGACGGAUGGGGUGGCCAACACGUGAACCAAGACACGAACUGGGACAUCCCCGCUAGUCCCGAACCCUCCAUGAAGAUGGAGGGCGCCGGUCCUCCCACCUGGAAGCCGGCCGUGAACAACGGCACUGAUUUGUGGGAGGCCAACUUGCGCAACGGUGGCCAACCGCCACCGCCGCCUCAGCAAAAGACACCCUGGGGCCACACGCCCGCCUCCAACAUUGGGGGCACGUGGGGAGAGGACGACGACGCCACUGACAGCUCAAACGUGUGGACGGGAGUGCCUAAUAACCAGCAACAGUGGGGAGGCAACAAUAGCAACAAUGCUAUGUGGGGAGCUGGUGGUAACGCUUCCGGAUGGGGCGAUCCACGUGCCGCAGCUGAUCCUAGAGCUACAGCAGCUGCGGCGGCCGCGGUUACGAUGGACACCCUGCGCCCUGAUAUGAGAGCAGUAGCUGCAGCUUCUGGUCUCGAUCCGAGACAGCUGGACCCUCGCGAACAGAUCCGCCAGAUACCCGGAGGAGACAUGCGAGGCGAUCCCAGAGGAAUAACUGGACGCCUUAAUGGUGCCGGAGCGGAAUUCUGGGGUCAAUCUGGCCACCACGGCGGACCCAGCGGCAUGCACCACCAGAACAAGAUGCCCAUCGGCCCGGGCAACACCGGAGGAUGGGAGGAACCGUCACCCCCGUCUCAAAGACGCAACCUUCCCAACUACGAUGACGGGACGUCUCUGUGGGGUAAUCCACAGCAAGUAGCGCCUCGCGCAGGCCCCCACUGGAAAGAUAUGCCUUCGGGCGCGGGCGGCAUGGGCGGCGGCAGAGGUGGUCCGCCAGGCAUGGCGCCCGGCCGUAAACCCGACGGCGUUUGGGGAGGCGGCGGUGGCGGUGGAGGCGGUCGCAACGGCUGGGACGACGUAGGCGGUGGACCCGCGGGCGGCUGGGGCGACGAGCCUGCCGCCCCUUGGGCCAAACAGCAGAAGGGACCGGGAGGCCUGUGGGACCAGGCCGGAGACAUCGAGUGGGGCCACAAGUCGCAGAAGAUGCCUCUUACCAAGGAGCAGGUGUGGAAUUCGAAACAGUUCAGGAUGCUGGUGGAUAUGGGGCACAAGAAAGAAGAAGUGGAACAGGCCCUACGCGUCCGCGAAAUGAACAUGGAAGAGGCCCUGGAUCUAUUGAGCCCUCUCAGAGGCAGAGGCAACGACGGUUGGAGCGUGACCAACCGCCACGACGACCACUUCGACCAUCCGCAAUACCCCGGCGCUCAGCGGGGAUUCCCUGGCCUGGGAGGACCGGCGGCUAAUCCCUUGGGAGGCGGCUUUCCUUCGGGAGGCAACACCGCUCCUGGUCUACUGAACAGCAUGGCCGGAGCCGGUGGACAACCCAACGGUUCGUUGAUCAACAACAUUUCGCCAGCCCUGGUACAAAAAAUGCUGACGCAACAAGGCGGAGCCGGUGGUGUGGGAGGUGGAGGUUUCGGAGGCCCGUCCGCAGGCCGUCCUAUGCAGCCUCAGAACCAGCCUUCUACUCAACAGCUUAGAAUGCUCGUCAACCAAAUUCAGAUGGCCGUACAAGCUGGGUACUUGAAUCAUCAGAUCUUAAAUCAACCGUUAGCACCUCAAACGUUGGUUCUUCUCAAUCAACUCCUUCAACAAAUUAAGAAUUUACAGAACCUCACUCAACAGCAGAUCGCAGCUACUACCUCAAAAGGAAACCUACCGAAUAACACGCUUAUGCAGUAUUCCGUUCUCAUCACGAAAACGAAACAACAAAUCAUAAAUAUUCAGAAUCAAAUCCAAGCCCAACAAGCACAUUACGUUAAGCAGCAACAAGGAAUUGGGUACGAUUCAUUCAAGGCGGCACCUAUGCACGAAUCUAUAAAUGCCCUCCAGGGAAACUUCGCUGACUUGGCUCUGAACAAAGACCCGAAUCAGCAACAAUCAAGACUUAAUCAAUGGAUUAGCAAAGACAAAGAAGAGAACAGCGAAUUUAGCAGGGCGCCUGGUUCCUCUUCUAAGCCAGUAGCUACCUCGCCCAAUAUGGCUCCACUUGGAUUAACUCAAUCGGACGGUCCAUGGUCAAGUGGACGCUCCGGUGAUACGGGUUGGCCAGAUUCCAGCGGUGGUGAUACUUCGAAUGACGUAAAAGACGCACAGUGGGCAACGACUGCUCAACCUUCCCUGACUGAUUUAGUACCUGAAUUUGAACCUGGAAAGCCCUGGAAAGGCAAUCAAAUAAAGUCUAUUGAAGAUGACCCUACUAUUACGCCCGGAUCUGUAGUGCGUUCACCGUUGUCAAUCGCCACUAUCAAAGAGAACGAACUUUUCAGUAUUAACGCGAACAAGAGUCCUCCAGCUACCGACGCGAUGCAACCGCUCAGCUCAACCACGUGGAGCUUCAACCCGCCCACCACUAAUGCUUUCACAAGCAGUCCUCAAAUCAAACUGCCCAGCAGCAGGGGCGGCCUCGGCGACCUGAACCCUGCCACAGCUGUCACCUCGGAGCUGUGGGGGGCGCCCAAGUCGCGCGGCCCGCCCCCUGGCCUAUCGGCGAAAGGAGGCGGUGGCGGCGGAGGAGGAGCCUCCUUGGCCAACGGCUGGACCGGCCAGUUGGGCGGAGGCGCGGCCUCUUGGGGAGGCAGCGCCGGCGCGGGACAGAGGAACUCUGGAAAUUGGGGCGGCAGCGGAGGCGGAUCCUCGCCGUGGCUGUGGCUGAGGAAUUUGACGGCGCAGAUUGAUGGAUCUACACUAAAGACGUUGUGCAUGCAACAUGGUCCUUUGCACAGGUUUCACCUUCAACUACAUCAAGGAUUUGCUCUUGCCAGAUACUCAUCUGUUGAAGAAGCCACAAAGGCUCAGACUGCUCUAAACAAUUGUGUACUUGGUAACACUACAAUUUUGGCUGAGAAUCCUACUGACUGGGACGCCAAUUCGCUUUUACAAAGCAUUGCCAAUCAACAAGGAGGCUCUUCGGGAGGAUGGCGCAAUUCUUCUUCUAAGCCAGGUGGCGACACGUGGAGCACAGGUUGGUCCAACAACCCCUCUAGUCUAUGGACCAACUCCUCCCUCGACAGCGCCGACCCCGCCCGGGCCACGCCCUCCAGCCUCAACUCGUUCCUGCCCAACGACCUGUUGGGCGGCGAGUCCAUGUAAAACGAACUAAUACUGAGCGACAACAAAAAACAAAGAGGUGAAAAGAAAAACAUGCUAAGAACAAGCGAUAUUAAAACAAAUAGUUAAGCUCUAGUUAGAAAGACGCGCUUUUUUCACGUUUAACUAUAAGUUUUACACAACAAAAUUUUGUUGAUAUUUACCAUUUUGACUCUUUUAUUGUUAUUGUAAAUGUAUAUUAUUACAUACCGACUUUUACGCGGCAAUUUCGAAACGAUUGUUGUUUUUAGAAUGUUUUUUGUUUUUUUUUAUUAUUACGGUUUAGAUUAUAAAAUUUUAGGGCAGGCGGUUAAACCAAAUGUAACGUGAUUCCUGUAUAUUGCGAUAUGAAAUUGAAAGAAGAUUUUUAUUUAUUUUUGAAGUUGCCAUUUGUUUUUUUUCUCUUUCUAUUAAUCAAAUAUGUUUGUAGUAUUUUAUUAUUUUCGAAUUGGCUAUAGCUUGACAAUGGGGAGGAGGGAGAGUAGCUUUAAACUGAAAAUGAAACCGGUCGUCGCGCGACCAGUUUUCUUUUUAUCAUGAUAAGUGACUUAAAAUGAAUAGACACGAUCGCCAACGCGUUCGGUACUGAGCUCAAUUUUCAAACGCACUUAGCGACCUAUAUAGAAAAAAAUUGAAAAAAAAUCAUAUAAAAUGUAACCCGAACUAGUCCACUUUAAGCAAGGUUUAAGAUUUAAUAUAUUGUAUAUUGAAAUAUAUAUGUAUAUUAUGUGACCAAAACACUCAUGAUAAUUAAUUACAUUUUAUAUAUAUUUUGAGCUCUUAGACGUAAUAAUAUAUUAUAUUAGACUUUUCUCGUAAUUGCAUAUUUUCCUAAAUAUUAACACUAUUAUAUAUUAUAUUAUUAACGUUGUUUUAGUUGUUUAAUCGUAAUUUAAAGUACCUAAGUUAUUUUUUACGGACCCGGUGUGGUUACAAUUAUUUUCGUGGCAUGUGUAUCCUAUUUCUUUUAUUAUUACUAUUAAUAAUUAUUUUCGAGCGUUUUUAUGCAUUUGCUGGGGUAUAUUAAGUACGAUGAGGGUGCUAGUUUUCGUUUCUUCUAUCGUAUAAGGGGGCGUGACUCCGAACGGGCCCCGCCCAUUCGAACUCCGCCUCCACUCUCUAUCCCCGCAGAACCUGUGAUCUCUUAUUCCUGAUAUAUCAAAAUACACUUACAAAUAUACAUGUUUACGUAAGCUGUUAUCUAAAGUAAUUUUUUGGGUUGGAUUAGUCCCAAAAUAAAAAAAACACCACACAAUCAGUUUUUAGACUGCACGCAAAAUGAAAAGUAUUCAUAAACUUAGUAAUAAAAUUCUUAAAAAAAGAAAACACUAAAAAUAAAACCAAUAUAUCGUUCUAAUUAAUAAUAAAAUUUAAUAUAUUAUAAUAUACCCUUAUAAUUAUAUGAUAAAUGUGUAUUUAAUGGAUGUGUUAGCCGUAGACAUUGAAUAUCGUUACAUUUUUUAGUCUGUAUACUGUGAUUGUCUUCGAUCACAAUAAGAGAAACAAAAACGUGUUAUUGUGGUGUUCAUACGAGAUUCAACUUUAUAGCUAACAGUGUGGAAGGGAAUGAAAGACGCCUAAAAGUCUCCUUUUCGUUAUUUUGAACAUUCGAACAAACAGGGUUGGCAAAUGGAAAGCAAGCGAGCAAGCUGGUCGUUUUUAGUUUAGUUUUAAUUUUUACGAUUAUUUUUAUUGAAUAUCUAAUAAAUAUAUAUAUUUUAAAAGUGAAUUUGCGAGGCACUCUACCCGGUUUUUGCCUUAACAAUGCUGCUGUUUGAGCUGUGAUGUAUUUUUGGACUUAAAUAGAAUUUAAACCGCGUUAGGUUUCAUCGAGGAUCAUCUCAUUUUUCCACUACUUACAAAUAAUUCGCGUAAGGCAGCUGAACUAAGAGCGGAAUCGAGUCCAAAUCGCCGAUUUUUUUUUUCGGUUUACAUAGAACUAAACGAAAAUUUUCUGAAAACUUAACAUUUUGGGCUUUGAUCAGUUUAAAAAAGUUCUGAAAAUAUGAGGUUAUAAAGUUUUCAACGCCUUGACAAGGGUUUGACUGUUAUCUGACGUCAAAAUCUGAUACGUCAUUGAAAGAAGACAAAAUAAAAUUAAAAACUAGUCAACAAGAAGAACAUAUUUUUUGCAAUAAAAUUUUCUUAAUAUUAAAACUAUUGUCAAAAUUGUCAUAAAUUCUUUACUAUUUUGGUACGGAGUACCAAUCUAGUUUAUAUUUUAUAAAUUUUAUGCUCAACUAUUCAUAAAAACCUAGGUGCAAUCAAAGUUUAUAUCCAGUGUAUAUACAUAUAAAUCCUCAUAAAGCUUUAUCGUGAUGACGUCUGUUUCUCGAUUUGAUAAAAAAAAUAGUUAAUUUGCAACGUUAAAGAAGAACUUCAAAUGAUUCAUUAAAUAAUCAUGGCAAAAUUUGAACUAAAGUGUAGAAAAAGUAAAAUUUUCGUUUAGUUCUUAACAUAAAAAUAUAUUUUGUUCGAUUCCGAACCCGUUACUAUCCUGAACUUAUAUUUAUUGAUCGCAAGUAUUUAUCUAGUCCUUUUUUAUCUCGUGUGUUUUUAGUGUUGUUUCCAUUUGCGCAAGUUACCUAAGAAAACUCUAGUUAGGCGAAAAGACUGAAGCGAAUAAAGUAAAUCAUGAAAUUGUUGUUAUUUUAUCGUGUGCAUUUAUAUGUCCCGUUUGGUGCGGUGUUCAAACUAACUCGAGACGCGAAGAGCCAACCUUUCGUUUGGUAUUCACAGGAGAAAAAGAUCAUUUGAAUGAACUAACAGUUUUAAAAAAGAGUACAUAACUGUGCUGUGACUUUUAAGUGGCUUUUUAAUUUUUAAAAAUAACCAUAAAAAACAAGAAAAAAAACUGUUUCUUUUCUUACUUUAUUAUUAGCUUUUAAAAAUGUCGAACGUCAGCUUGGUGGAUUAAAGAACUCAUCAUACAAGUCAUAUCGUGCACAAAUAACGGAACAAUAAUCGAACUUAUAUCAGCGGGAGACGAAAGAGAAAAAUAUAAAUUUUAUUUUUUUGAAAGCAAGCUAGAUUCGAUCACAAUUUUUCUAAAUCGUAACGUUUAAUCCACCCGGCGGACGUUUGUUGAAUUUAAUGGUGCAAAAUUGGCUGUUUUUUCCUAGCCGGUCGUCACACACAUGCUUUAAAUAAUUAAAAGGAAAUUAAAUGAUAAAACGAGGACGCUUUAUACGAAAACCUUCUAGGAAAAAAUAAGCCUCUCUCAAGUUCCAAUAGAGAAUAUUUAGUAUCUUAUUGCCAAUUUACAUUUUAGUAUAUAUGUAUUAGACUUUAGGUAUUACGAUAUUAAUUAGUAUUUAAGGAAUUUGGUAGUAGGGAUAUAAAUGUGUGUUCUUAUAUAAUCAAUCGGACAACCACAAAACUCUGAAUCAUACGUUUUAAUUAUUAGAUUGUAAUAUGACCUAACCGCGAAAAGACUCGUACGAUGUGCGCUAUUUUGCGAGCCUAGGUGUGCGAAAGGGCUCACGCAAGCCCUACCCCAUUUGUAAACACCGAGGCCUUCAUCGGGGUGGUUUCGAUUGGUGCGAAGAAAUGAUAGUUACCCGCGUUCACGUGCAUUCGGUUCGCUCAAUUAACCACCCUCUCUUUAUUUUUCGAAAAAAUGAAAGAAGAUGGUACGACUUUUUUUCAUAUCUUUAUCAAACUGGGCGAAGAACAGAGUCGAUCUUCAGAUUUUGACCAUACUAUGCGCAAUAAAAGGGGCUGAACAAUUUGUUUUCACUCUGCUCACGAAUAACUAUUAGGGAAUAAUUACAAAAUCCUCUUUCUCUCUAUAUAUGUAUGUUUAAGUGUAAUAUAAUUAUAUUUUUUAAUAUAGUACUGAAAUCCGCCACUACAAAGUACCACUUUAUCAGGUUUUCGGUUUGAACUAAACGGUACACACCGUUCGUUCCUAUUUAGGCAUAUCGUUUCCUUGGAAAAGCCUAAACUUUCAGCUAUAGAGAUGUGUCUCAUAUAUAAAGUCUGAGACAGAUUUUUUCUAUUCACAAUGCUUAGAAAAUUGUUUUUUUUUAUAUAAUACACCCAUGAUACAAGAACGGUUAGAUAAGAUAUUAUGUAGUAUGUAGUGGGCGGAGCUUAACAGAAAAUUACUACGUGACGUCAUGUGGGCGGAGAACAAAUUUGCGACCGCCAAGGAUCUUAUCUUCCGUUAUUUGCUGUCCUCCAUUCGCGAAUUUCAAGUUCCAGAGCUUUACGCCCUGGGCUACUCGAGAACGGUUCUGAAAGGAGCUGUGCGCGAUAGCCUGGUGUCUUCAUAUGGCGCGGUACAGUUCUAACACAGUUCUGAACUUUAUGACUCAAUUGAAUGGAGGGAGAGUAUCGCGUUCUUGAACAGUUCAGAGCUGCACAACUGCGUGAAUGGAGAACAGUAAUUGUAUCAUGUAAUACACCAAAAUACUUUAUUUUAAAUUCUCUAAAAAGAGUUGAGAUAUUUUUUUGACUCUCAAGUAUUGGGAUAACUUUUAUUAUUUCUGUAUCUGUGUCUUAUCAUUAUUACUUCACUAUUUAGAAUGCAUUUUAUCGGUAAAUAUCUAUUUAAAAUUUGAGUUACAUUGUUUUACAUAUAAUUGACGCAUAUUUUUAUACAGACCUGGACAUACCAAAUCGGUGGUCUGGAUUUUAGCUAAAGAGCGACAAGUGGGCUGAUAAUUUCUAUGCGGUAUUGCCGCAUUUUUCAAUAAAACUUAAAACUAAACAAGGCGUUUUGAACAGUCUUGCAGCAAGGGUUAGACCGUUAUUAUAGUCACGUAAUCUUUUAAAUUCUAUGGGUGCUUAAAUCAAAUGUAAGAACCGGCAACUCUGCACUUAUUUGUAUCUGUCUUAUCAACUGGUUAUAACUACAUAAGUCAGUCCUUUAUCUCUAUUUUACUCAUUAAAAUACAGACCACCGAUUUAGAUCAGACGGUAUGUAUACUUAUCUGACUACUAGUAGUAGUCAAUAAAUACACGAACAGCUUGGGUGUAAAAAAUCUCUUGAACUGACUUUAUAUGUGUGAUACUAACUAUACUGAAAUUUUAGGGGGCAGUUAACGAAACCGAUUAUAGUAAAACAAUAAUGAAUCAAAAACCAAACAGUUUACUCACCUAAUGCUUUGAAGUGGAUUUUUACCAGUGAUCUAUGUAUUAAGUUAAGAUAAUUUGACAGUUGUAGAUAGACGCCACUUCACACAAACUGAACGGUAUUUUUCGGCGGUCAUCUCCAACUGCCAAAGCAGUAUUGUGAUUUACUUACUAAUUUAAUGAAUUUAAAAUGAAAAAUUGAAAUUAUAAAUUUUGCAUUUUGGUGUGAAACUCUUAAAAUGCGAAUUUAUAUUCCAGUAAUUGUUUAUGUCUGAUAUUCGUGUACCUUUCAAUAUGUAGGUUAUAACGUUGUUUAUUUAAAGAAAAAAAUAUAUAUUAUUAAAAAAAAACAAAAAAAAACUUAGACUAUAAGUAUAUUAUAAGCUCAGCUUAAAUAAAUAUCAUAAAUUAAGUAGGAUAGAUUCUGCACAACAACAAAAGAAAAAAAACUACAUGUGGCUGAAAAGUAACCUUAUUCUAGAACACAUCAGACGACCCCCAAAAAUAUCUCGGAGCAAUUUCUGAACAGAGCUGAACCUUUGUUACCUGAUCUUUUGCAAUACAUUUAACAGCAACGAAGGAACACAUACCGUUUAUGUACAACCAGCAAAUACUUGAUACGUAACUUAAAAAAAAUGAGAAAAAAUUAAACCAAAUUACUUAAAUCCGCGCGCGAACUUAGCUAAUUUUAAUGUUGUAAAAGAAAGGAAACGAGAAAAAAAAGAACCGUUAGUAUUUGAUUUAGGUUUACAGUAUUUGUGAUCAAAGUGCCACUUGUGUUUUCAAGUAUAUAUUAUAUAUUUAAUCAUUGCCACUAAAUACUAUAUAUAUUACAUAUAUAUUAUUAAUUAAAGAAUAUAUUAUAUAAUGAACAUUAUAGUAGUGGUAAAUUAGAAUAUGAAUGGCACCAAGGUGUCCCUAGUGUAGUAGACUAUUCUCGGUGUUCGGUAGUUCUUAAGAGUUGUUUUACCCUGUCUUGACCUAAUAAAUAUUUUUCGAAAAAAAACAUCCUCUAUAUCUAAAAAAAAACGGGAAAUAUUCCUUCCGUUUCAAGACUUAAUUAUAAUCGUACUGAAUUUUUGUUGUGCACCUAAACUAAGGAAAAAAGCUUCUCUUUUUGUUUUGGAGGAAAAAAUGCCAAAGUUGUGACAGAAAAUCCCAUCGACUCUUAUUUUCCAAAAUCAUAUCAGUAAUAAUAAUAAAUUUAAUACCUUGAAACUUUCUGCGAUACACCUAUUGGGGUAGAAUAAAGAAAAAAAAAACGUUUUUGUUUAUUAAUAACAAAGUGCGAAUUCAAAUCGGUCUUAAUGCAACUUUGACAAGGUCACAUUUAAGUCUGCCAAAAGUGUAAUCCUGACUUAUAGAUAAUAUAAAUAUAUAGAGUUAUUUUUAUGAAUCGGCAAUAAUAAUACGUUUAAUUUUUAAAGUAUAUAUGACUUUUUUAAAGAAAAAAUGGAUAAUGCAAUUUUUAACGCUGUUUUUUCUAAGAUCACGUCGUGUUUCGGUGUAAUAUUAUUAAUAAUAGAUCAAUAAAAAAAACGAGAACAUUAAAACUAUUUAAAAAUAAGACAAGAAGGAAUGCCAAUGUCACGCAAUCUGUAACGCUUGUCGCUUCUUGUAUAUUGUACGGUCGAAAUCGUGCAAAAUAAAAAUAUUAGCGCCGUGUUUAACACUUGAUAAUACCAAUUGAUGUGCCUCUUGACUUGUUAUAUAAAUAAAUAUAAAUUUGUAAAAUUAAAUUAACCGGUCGUGACCUGCUUGGUCUCUCAAGUCUUAUCCCGCAAGAGAUAUCUCAAUAGUACUAGUGAGCUUUAAGAUUGACUGUUGUAUUUGACAUUUUUAUUUGUUAUUGAACGUACUAUACCGGUUUACUCAUGUCGAUAUUGAAAGAGCUCUAUCUCCUGUCGAUUAUGUCAGUUAAAAUGAACUGCUUUGUGUUUGUAUUUGUUAUUAUUUAACCAAAACAUCAAUAAAUGCGUGACCAUCAAGAAAAAGAAGGCCAUACAACUAUGACGUAAAAGUCUGAUACGUCAUCAAAGAAAGGCCGAGGAUAAACUAACUUAAAAAUAUUUUUUUUAACAACAUUAUUUGACAUAACACAAUAUUUUUAUCAAUAAUAACUUUGGAUUACAUUAAAAACAGUCAAACAUUGUAUUAUUAACUUAAAAAUAAAAUUCAACCAAAGUUUGUAUUUAGAGUGUGAAGGGGCCUUUUUCGCCUCUCUUCUAUGCCGUCAGACGUGAGCCAUCAGGCCUUAUUUUUCUCGCUGGUAACGAUAAAUGUCAACCUUCAUAUAAUAUCAGUCUAAAUAUGCCGGAUGACUAGUGUAAUUUGACUUUUAACAUCGACAUGAGUAAACUAACUUGAAGUCUUUAAAAAUGAACUAUAUAUUCCUUUUUUAUCGAAUGUGUUGUAGCAAAGGCCAUAUUCUGAGCCUGAUUUAAGAAAAUAAAAGGUACGAAGUCCCUUUUUAUGAAUUUGUUUCGGUCGUAAAUGUCGAAACGUCUGUUUGGUCCACAGUUGGGAGAAACUUACAAAAAAAAAUAUGGUUGAGGGGUAAUUAAAUCUAGUUCGUAUACUUAAAACAAUGGAAAUGUUACUUAUCUAGUGGCAGCAUUUAGUCAUUUAUUAUAACGUUUUAGUAUUAAUAUGGAUAGCGACAAGUUACAUACUCUGUAAUAAAAUAGAAGAAAAAAAAACACUGUGCAAUAUACUUUAUAUAACUUACUGUCUGUCCUUUUCAAGUAUUAUUAUAUUACUACUAAUAUAUAAUCGUGUCACAUACAAACAUACGCUUUGUAUUUCUAGUUGUUACUAUAUAUAUUUCCACCCCUUUCAAUCUUCCUUUUUGCACAGAUUUUCUUGCCAUCGGUAUGUGUAUGAUAUUAAGUCUCUUUUAUUUUUUUGUUUUAUUUAAAUACUCGUUACUAUAUACCAAAGACCACAAGUGUCAUAUAUUUAAACGCUGAAUUUAUUAAAUUUCUUCGAAUUUCGCCAAAUUCUUCCAACAAAGGUUGUGAUAGUAAUAGUUUUUAGUGCUUCUUAUUCCGUAUGCGCCGAGCAUAACAAAUAUGUUAUUUUGUUUGUGUUUUUUCCUCCUCGUUUACGAUGAUUUCAACAUACCAGUGCGUUUUCUUUGCGCGUCACCGAGGAAACGGACCAACCGCGGACGUUUGCUCGGUGUUCGCCGCACAAAAACUUAAGUGCCUACGAAUAUGUGCAAUUCAAAAUAAUAUAAACGGGCCUGACUUUUAGACAGGGUUUUAAUUAAAGAAAAAUAAAACUAUUUAGGCGAAUUGAACGUGUGUGUAUAUUUUAAAUAAAGCGGCUAUGGUUGUAGCCCCCACCAAUGUAUAAAAAUUAACGCAGAAAAUAGUCGAAAAUAGAACAUAAGUAAGGGUGUGAGUUUUUGAUUGACUUAGUUCGAUCAGACGCGAACAAAAGCAAGUAUAACCUCAUUUUAAUCUAGUACAAUUCAACCUUUUUUUUUUUAAAUAAACUUGCUUCUGUUCGAGACCUGUCGAAAUGUAAUUUUGUUGAUCUCGUCCUCGGGCGACGAUUUAAAGCUAGCAUGGUACUGCCAACUGUAAAAAGAAUAUUGUAUGUCCUAAGUAUAAUCAAAGAGUUAUAUGUGUAGGUUAAUUGUACUAUAACGUUUCGUUGAUCGUACUAACCCGAAAAAUAAAGGCGUUUUGUUUAUCUGAACCGGAGCAUAUUCAAAAACGAAAUUCAAAAAUAAAGAAAGUAGAUAGAUAGCCGUGAGGUAAAAAUGAAGCAGACGUUAGGCCCUCAGUCUCAGGUGUUUUAGAGUUUAUCGUCACUCUUCUAGUUACGUAAGGUUUUUAAUAAUUAAGUCAAAUAUACUGAAUAACUAAAUGAAAAUACAUUCCUUAGGUAAUCGAGUUGUUUUUAGAGAUAUCUUGUUAAAUUAUUUAUUUAAAUUUACGUUCAAAGAAAGAGACAUUUUCGUUUUCGUUGUUUAGGAAAUCAAAAAAAAAACUAUAUGAAUAAAAUAAAUAAAGAAUAAAAACGGUAAUGCCUUAAAAAUGACAAACAAGUGUGCUCUCUGUCUAGUAUAUCGUAGAUUAAUAAGAUUCGUAGAUAGAUAAAAGCUCGUCGGAUUUAAAGCGGUCAAGAGAGACCUAAAAGACUGUAGAGGGAUACCGAGGGAUUAACGGGACCUUUACUCUAACCCUUUUAUUUCAGGGGGUUCCCUAAAAGUCCCUUUAAGACCGAGAACUUAGUUUCGGAGCCGGGAGAGAACACUAGGUCCACGAUUAAAGGUGCUCUAAAUAGCAGCUUAAUUUGAAUAAUGUAUUAAAAAAAGGAAUCUCCAAUAUAUAUUUUUUAAUAUAGUCCGCCGAGGUAUUUUCUUGUCAUAUCAAAUGAAUACUGAUAGAAGAUAAAAAAAGACACAUUGGUUAAUUAGUUAACAAAAAAAAACAUAAAAAAACGAUCGUGCCAAAAUUUCGCUUAGAAACCUUUUGCUCAUGGCGAUUGCGGCGAUGCCAAGUUUCCGUAGUCGCGUACGCUUACUUGCUGUGUAUAUUAACUUAUAAAUGCAAUAUGUGUAUAUAUGGCUGAUGAAAUCUUGUACAAUUGUUAUAAUUUCAUAGUAUAUUAUGUAUUAACUACUUAAUUAUUAGUAUAGGAAAUGUGUUAUGUAUUUAAAUAUUAGGAACUGAAUAAAAAAAACAAAAAAAAAUCCAAGUUUCUCCCAACUGUGGCGUGCAAACGUUUCGUCGUUUGUGGACUAACGAUUAACCAAACUUAUUUACAGAUGUUUAUGAUUAAUAAUGUAUAAGUGCAUCCUAUUUUGUCGCAUUUUAUCUAUAUAUACAACAUCGGACUGUGGAAAGAAGUAAAAAAUCUUUGUUUACAUUUUGGGCGAGGACUGAAUUGUGAUUUCGUUUGUUUUGUGAUAUGAGUACAAUUUUUGUGAUAUACUUGGAUAUUUAUAGUGUAUUAAAUAUUAAUAAUAAAUAGCUUUAGGUAAUUAUUUCGGUAUAAAUAAAAUAAUAUGCGAAAAAAUAACGGCUAAUUUGGGCGUCUGAUAUUAGUCCAAAAUAUACGAGUUUUAAAGUUUAAAAAUACUAUUGAGUUAAUAUUAAAUGUUGUUAAAGCCCGGUUGACACGGUACCAGUCAAGUACACUAAGAUGCUGCCAUAUACAGGGCGUCCCAAUAUUCCGUGGACAUAGAGCUACUACGUAUUUUUGGAAUUAAAAGAAGUUCAUUUGACACAAUUUACCUCUAUACAAAAGUGCUUUGUUUGUCCGCUAGAGGGCAUUAAACUUUAAAAAUAAUCACAUUUUUUCAGAUAUUUUAAGAACCAUUAUUCCUAUUUGAAUGAGAUUUUGGGUGUCUUUGUUUUGCUAAGUGGUUUAACAUUUGAUAUUCACAAAAAUCACACAAGCAAAAAUACGGGAAGGGUGAAAACUAUCUCCACCCCUACAUAAAUUUUAGUAUAAAUAUUUUCCAACUCAACCGACGACUCUUUUCGUUAAAUGUUCCUUCUAGUAUUUACUACAUUUUUUAUCUCUUGUUAAAAAAACGCCACAACGCAUAGUUUUUCAGAAAAAAAUUUUUGAAUACUUAUUUUUCCAAAACAGACCUACAAAACAGGGACUUCCAAUAUUUCGUGGACUUAGAACAACUGCGUAUUCUUUGAAUCAAAAUAAAUUAAUUGCACAUACAAUUACACCCUACAAAAGUGCUUCGUUUGUUCGUUAGAGGGCAUCAAUCAAAAACAAACCCGAACGUUAAUUUAAGUUAUUCAUUUUUUCAAACUUUUAUGAAGAUAUAGAGGUAAAUACAGUUAUUUGGCAACAUCCAAGUGUACUUGGUCCAAGUACACUUGGACCGUGUCAACCCGCCUUAAUAGAUUAAAAGAAGAAAAAAAAAUACUGGUACAGAGUAAAAUCAGAAGACCCACGAAGCCUAAUGUAAGAAGUCUCGUUCCGAGGCGAUCUAUUACCCUUUUAAUGUUCUUUUUAAAGAAAUUAAAUCCAGUCAACUUAAAAAUGAGAGAAAAUUCUUGUCCUAAUCUCUAGUACAAUCGAUAGGUGUUUUUUCGACAUCUACAAGAACGGUCCGACUCGCCUAGAUGUAAACAAAGAUCCUUUCUUCGCUGUAUAACAAUAAUACUAAUAUUAUUUAGCAUCACACAUGACUCGGUCGGUUGUUUUUAUUCGACCGCAACAAAUGGCCUAAAAGUUCCCUCCUGUUUCAGUCUAGUCCUGUUUCGAUUGCCCAUACUGAUGCGAACAUGUUAUUCCAUGUCUAUUGUCAUUCUUGUGUUUCGUAUAUGUGUUUACUUCGUCAUCCCCUAAGCCCUCUAUACGAACCUUCCAAAAAUAUGAAGAAAAUUCCAAAGUUCCUUAUGUUGCCUGUAAGUUUACGAAUUUAGUCUUUACUUCGUAUGGUUGUGUUUUUUUAUAUUAUUGGAGACACGGUUGAUUUUGAUUGUGUAUUUUUCGUGUUAUGUAUCAUCAAUAUUAUUCAUUCAGAGUCGAAUAAGGCAAUAUGAAAUUUCCUGUAAUUGACAGAUUCAAAUAUGUGAUAUUGCUGACAAUUUAAAAUUUUAAUAUUUAUCCGCUACUAUUAUCUACAGUGUCUAGAGAAAAUAAACAUCGUUUGACUGACGGUAUGAUUAUACCGUCCAAAAAAAUAACUGAUCGUUAUUUUUCUAGUUGGAUUGUCUAUAAGCGCUUGCAAAGGGGUAUUUUCUAUGAAAUUUAUAGACAAAAAGAUCUAUCGACAAAAAAAAACAAAGUCUGAUCUGAAAAAUUAAUUAAAAUGAAAAAAUAAAUAAAUAAGACAAAACGAAUCUCUGAUAUUGACAGUUUUUAGAAUAAACUUAAAAAAAUACAUGUCACACUGGGAGGGUAAACUCAGGGACCAGGCCAAAAGUCACGGUGAUAUCAAGUUAGACAAAAAUAAGAAAAUCAAAUGAGAUGAUAAAAUAAUUACACCCCUUUAAAUAAUAGUACACUUACUUAUAAAAUGAAAACUCAAUUAAAUGUCGUAGAAAAUUAUUUUCAAGUCUGUAUAAAUAUUUUGAAAGUUAUUAAAUUAAAUGCACCCUGCUGCACUGUUGUCGCGAUUUAAUUCUAAAUUUUUUAGUGAAAAAAAAAUGAAAAUGAAAUGCCUAUAUAAUAUUUAUGCGAGUCCAAUCAAGUCUCCCAACAAUAAUAAACAUAUACAGUGCAGAUGGGCGCCUAGGAUUAAGUUAGGUUAUGUAAGUGCUUUUGAACAACAUCCUGUUGUUUACGCUCUGUACUUGUAACCCAAAUGACCAGUAUGCAUUCAGUAAUAAAGGUUGUCUUAAUGUA